Messenger RNA from Vanrija pseudolonga, 933 nucleotides. Its product is annotated as Phosphatidylglycerol/phosphatidylinositol transfer protein. The transcript has 4 exons. NCBI's taxonomy places the organism in Eukaryota, Fungi, Basidiomycota, Tremellomycetes, Trichosporonales, Trichosporonaceae. Gene Ontology annotation, molecular function: sterol binding. Gene Ontology annotation, biological process: sterol transport. The record is from RefSeq and is a predicted model, not a curated record. Bases 246 to 851 code for a protein of 201 amino acids.
UAACCGGCGCAGGGAUGCGGCUGUCGGUCAAGCGCGUAGGAUGAUGGCGCCUCCGCCGACGAGUCGGUCUAGAUGCUCGCGACACGGACCGCCGUCUCCAGCCAAGCGUGAGCUGGACGCACCUCGAUGUCGCGCAGGAUGGUCAUGAUGCCCUGGGCGUGAGCUUGGCCGAUGUACAUGGAAGCUUACAUGGAGCUGGCUCGUCUGUCUGCUCCAAGCGCACGACAAGCUCAUCGGACGUGCUGAUGUCCAGCGCAUCACGGAACGCCGCCCCUCCCGCCCAAGAACCCCCUCGCCAUCGUCCUCUCAGCAUUGUUCAGUCGCGCGCGUGCGGGCCUCCUCGCCGACAAGCUACAAGGGUUGGGCCGGCCACACUGCAACGAGACGCCGAGAUCGCCGAGACGCCGACACGUGCCGACAGCAACACUGACCCGCCUGCAGCACGGGUCAGCUGCGUCGACCCCAAGCCGCCCGCUACCACGUCCUGCGCCAGCGCCCGCGCCAUGUCAACGUUUCGUAAUCGCUACCACCGCGGCAAGGAGCUCACCGUGUCGUUCCGCACCACUGUGAGCGAAGUGCUCGACGAGGGUGCAUACGCCGACGUGGCGGUCAACAUCGGCCUCGUCAAGGUGUUGCGGAAGCAAUACGACUUGUGCGAGGAGGCUCGCAACCUCAACACUAGCAUCCAGUGCCCCGCCCAGCAGGGCGAGUACUACGUCGAGCACACUUUUGACCUGGCCAAGACUAUUCCCGAGGCCAAGUUUAACAUCAAAGUCCGCGGCUUCACUGUCAAGGAGGAGCCCCUUGUCUGCCUCGACUUGGUCGUCGACUUUAUCAGGCGUCACGAUUAAGAACAUGGCCCCUUGAGACGCUGCGUCAGUUGCUUGACUAUACGGACAAAUCUCUGAUGAUGAUGCACCUGAAUGUUCCGUG